AUGUCGGAAAUAUGGGAAGCUCUGCGCAAACGAGCACGGUCCGCAGAAAACAGCAUCGACGUCAAACUGGUAUCACUGAACAAAUUAAAUUCCCACGCAGGACGACUAGAUAGUGAUGAGAAGUCAAUAUCCGCUCGUCAAGCUCUGUUCAAUACGCUGACUCAAGAGAUAGAGGGAUUGUUAGCGAAACUCACGCACGUCAAUGAUGAGAUGAAUGAUGUUGUUGGAGCGCAGAGUUCAGCUGGAUGGGCAAUGAAUCCAGCAGUUCAACAUACCCUUCGAAGGCAUCGCGAAAUUUUGCGAGACUAUGGUACGGAGUUUCGUAGAGCACGCGAUAAUGUGGAACAGCAGUUGCAGAGAGAGUCUCUGCUCUCAGGGGGUGUUAGCGGAACCAGUCAGGAUGGAUCUUGUCUCAACAAUCGCCUAAAAGGCUCGGACUUAUACCUGAAAGAAAAUGAACAUAUCAAUAGCUGUGACCGCCUGAUCGAUGAGCAAAUGAGCAUAGCAAUGGCUACUAAGGAGAAUUUGCAGCGACAAAGUAUGAGCCUGAGAGGGAUUGGCAAAAGAAUGGACACUCUGGCUAAGAAAUACCCGAUGAUCAACAAUGUUAUGCAAAAGAUUCAGUACAAGAAGCGAAAGGACGCUGUAAUUAUGGCAGCAGUGAUAGCCUGCUGCUUAAUAUUUGUAUUCUUCUAUCUGAAAAGCUGA
This is a messenger RNA of Haemonchus placei, 708 nucleotides long. NCBI's taxonomy places the organism in Eukaryota, Metazoa, Nematoda, Chromadorea, Rhabditida, Trichostrongylidae. The record is from the annotation of a GenBank genome assembly.